Oryzias latipes (Japanese medaka) is the source of this 1075-nucleotide messenger RNA. RefSeq names its product protein AMBP-like. The record is from RefSeq and is a predicted model, not a curated record. Gene Ontology annotation, molecular function: serine-type endopeptidase inhibitor activity. Lineage: Eukaryota; Metazoa; Chordata; Actinopteri; Beloniformes; Adrianichthyidae.
GACCAAGCAUGCCCAGAGUCCAUUUCAGUGUCAGACAGUUCUGACAGGAUGGAAACAAAUGCAGUUUUAAUUUUUCUGCUGGCACUGGGAUGGAGCCAGACCCUCCAGGGGCUUCCAAUUAUUCCAGAUCCUCUUUACCCCACACAGGAGAACUUUGUUUUGAUGAAGUUUUUGGGAACAUGGUAUGACGUUGCCUUGGCAACUACGAGUCCUGACCUCCCAAAGCACAAGCAAAAUACAGCUAUAGGUAAACUGCUGGUGCAGAAAAGUGCUGUUGACACGAAGCUCAAGACGACCCGAACUGUGCUCAGAUAUGGGAUUUGUAGGGAGGUUGUUCAAGAUCUUGAGCUGACCAGCACCCACGGACGAUUUUUCUACAAUGUUAACCGCACGGGAGCUGAUGUGGACGCCUAUGUGCUCCACACAAACUACGAUGAAUACGCUGUCAUGAUUAUGAUCAAGAUUAGGGUCACGGGUGAAAAGAUAAUUACACUCAGGCUUUACAGUCGAACCAUGACUGUGAGGCCCACUGUGCUGGAAGACUUUAAAACACUGGUCAAAGAGCAGCAACUGGGUGAAAACAACAUCAUCAUCAAAGAAGACAAAGGUAUAUGUGUUCCUGAAAAGCCGGUCACAGAGCCAGAAUCCCAACAAAACCCUCAGAGGGGGAGGAGACCGGUGGUGCCCUCUUUGUCUCCAGCAGACUUGGAAGCUUUUGAGGAUGAGGCUUCCUCUCUGUUCAAUGAUUCUGGGGUGUGUGCACAAGCUCCAGAUUCUGGGCUGUGUUUCGGGUAUUUUGAGCGUUAUUUCUACAACUUCAGAAAGGGGAGGUGUGAGAUCUUCAUCUACGGAGGCUGCCUUGGCAACCAGAACAACUUCUUAACUGAAAAAGAGUGUCUGCAGAGAUGUCUCCCAUACUGAAAAAAACAAAAAAAGAUCUGUUGGGUUUAAAAUUCUGGACAUUGAUUGCUCAUAAAAAAAAUCAUGUUGAACCAAUAUAAUUAAUGCACAUAAAAAAAUCUUGUUCUACCGUAAUGAACGCUUCUUUGUUACUACACCUAAUGAUUUUACAUAA